This is a messenger RNA of Tetranychus urticae (two-spotted spider mite), 1161 nucleotides long. RefSeq lists its product as uncharacterized. The record is from RefSeq and is a predicted model, not a curated record. NCBI's taxonomy places the organism in Eukaryota, Metazoa, Arthropoda, Arachnida, Trombidiformes, Tetranychidae.
ACCACCACCAUCACCUCCAACAACCCCACCAUCAGUUCAACCACCGUCACCUCCAACUCCACCACCGUCAUCUUCAACUCAACCACCAUCAACUUCCCAACCGACAACUCCACCACCACCAACUACAACAAGCGGAAACGUUACAACUACAACUAGAACUGCUCCUCCUCCUACAACAACAGAAUCAGACGAGGAUGAAUUAGAACCUAAGGAUGAUUCGGAUUCAAAUACUUACUACAUAAUAGGAGCAAUUGGUGCUCUUUUAGUCUUAACAUUUAUAAUUGUUUGUUGUUGUCGAAGUUCAUCCUCGAGCUCUGGAGACACAGAAAGAGGCGAAGACAAUGAUAAGGAUGAGAGACCGACUCCUGAAAGUUCAGUCGAUCAACGAGCAGAUGCAAUGAAAUCAAAUGUCCUAAUCAAACGCAGCAAAUCAUCUGAAAGUAAGAGCAAAGAAAGCUUUGCAUCGGGUAAACCGAAAAGUGACGAAAAUAUGAAGAGCCAGGAGAAGAUUAAAAGUAUGGAGAAGAUUAAAAGCAUGGAGAAGACUAAAAGUAGUGAACAAAUGAAGGGCGGUGUAUCCACUGCAAGUAAAGAAAGUAUGGCUGGAAAAGGUGGACCGAGUCUUGAAAAAGUAAAAAGCAGUGGAUCAAUCAAAAGUGUCGAGAAGGUAAUCAGCGCUGGAAAAAUACCAAGCAAAGGAAAAAUAAGAAGUGCGGAACUGAUUGGCAAAAAAAUGAGCAAAGAGAGCGUUGGUGCAGCCCGUAAAAAGAGUGCCACUAGAGCUGCAAGUGCAGGUAAAGUAACAUUUGCAGGUAAAUCUAAAGCUUUAAGCAAAGAAAGCGUUGGCAAAAGCUCAUCAGGAAUGAGUUCUACUUCAAUCACAAGCAUCGGUUCCAGACGGUCCAAAUCAAAUAUAAAACAAAGUAGAGAAAGCAUCAGAGGAACUCCAAGUAAAGAUUCAAGUCUAGAAUAUAAGAGCUCGACUAUAGAUCGACUUGAUUCGGGUUUAUAUCCUACUCAAAGUAAGGGCAGCAAGGAAAGCAAAGAAAGCAAAGAAGAGUAAACCCUUUAAUUUUAUGAUACAAUUUUAUUAUGUAAUUUUCAAAUUCUGAUUAACUAUUAGCUUAUCGAUAUUGAAUUAAAGUAAUCGAUUAAUUGUUA